Messenger RNA from Solanum tuberosum (potato), 462 nucleotides. RefSeq lists its product as uncharacterized. The record is from RefSeq and is a predicted model, not a curated record. The transcript is spliced from 2 exons. NCBI's taxonomy places the organism in Eukaryota, Viridiplantae, Streptophyta, Magnoliopsida, Solanales, Solanaceae. Bases 1 to 462 code for a protein of 153 amino acids.
AUGGCCCCAUUCGAGGCGUUAUAUGGUACGCAUUGUCGCUCUCCAAUUGGUUGGUUUGAGUCUAGAGAGCCUAUGCCGCAUGGUACAGAUUUGCUUCAAGAGGCCCUGGAUCAGGGCGUUAUGAUGUUUGGGAGGCGGGGCAAGCUUAGCCCCAGGUACAUUGGGCCUUUUGAGAUACUCCGGACAGUUGGGGAGGUUGCAUAUGAGUUGGCCCUACCUCCAGCAUUUUCAGCCAUCCACCCGGUUUUCCAUAUGUCGAUGGUGCGGCGAUAUGUUCGUGAUGAGUCCCAUGUGCUCCACUAUGAUGCAGUCGAGUUGGAUGAUCGUUUGACAUUUGUAGAGGAGCCAGUUGUCAUUCUAGCCAGUGAUGUGAAGAGAUUGCGCUCAAGAGCAUUUCCUUUCGUUAAGGUCCGUUGGUGGCAUCGUCCAGUCGAGGAGGCUACCUGGGAGGCCGAGCAGUAG